AUGAGCUCUGAGUUAUUCCCUAAAACCGAAAAAGUAUCAAUUAACACUGCUAAAGAACACCAGCAAAAGGAACAAACAACUUUUCAACAAUGCUUUUUGCUCUACAUCUUGAACAAACACGCGAAAAUCACUAUUAAACGCCCAAAGAAAUAUUCAUCGCGCACUUCAACGAUUCCAAUUCUGAGUUUCUUGGAGACUCAAGCUUCAAGAGUCGACGUCCUCAAUUUCGCGAUCAAAAGAUGUGAGGCAAUCAAAAACGAAGAAAUGGUGAAAGGAAUUCCACUGCAAACAAUUAAAAGACGAUUUAAUAAGAACAUGAGUGCUUUUAUUAGGAACUUUGUGUUUGAUUCGUGCCUUGAAUUUGGGUAUUUUUUCAAUUCAAAACUUUCGAAAAACUCAAUGAAGUCCAUACAGUCCGAGAAGAUUAGGAGCGUUUUUUAUGAUGGAAAAUUUGUGACUGAUAAAAAAGGAAUUUUGGAGUUGGGCAAAGUCAUACACCAGAAAUUGAUGAGCGUGUUAAAAGACAGAAGGGUUGUUACGUUUGAAAUUGGGGAAUUAGUAGCCGGACUUGCGAAUGACACGACUCAGUGUAAAAAUACAAUUACAUUUAUAGAGUAA
Messenger RNA from Entamoeba invadens IP1, 618 nucleotides. RefSeq lists its product as hypothetical. Lineage: Eukaryota; Evosea; Mastigamoebida; Endamoebidae. The transcript has a single exon. The record is from RefSeq and is a predicted model, not a curated record. The coding region runs from base 1 to 618 and encodes 205 amino acids.